Molecule: messenger RNA, 1877 nt
Organism: Exserohilum turcica Et28A
Lineage: Eukaryota; Fungi; Ascomycota; Dothideomycetes; Pleosporales; Pleosporaceae
Exons: 2
Coding region: 1-1830 (609 amino acids)
Source: RefSeq, a predicted model, not a curated record
AUGGAGUCGGCUCAUCUCACCCACGCCCACGACCACGCCCGCUCUGCCGCGACCGCGACCCGCACUAACAGCGUCGCGACGGCGGGGCAGCAGCACGACCUGGCCGCCGCCGCCUUCCACAACGCCGCCCAGGACACGCACAACGCAGAGGCUCUGCGCAUCCUCAGUCUGCUCGAACACCACCACCGCAAGCUCGCCGGCCUCAUCAAAGAAGCGCCGCCCAAGCAGAAGAAGGAUGCCGCCGCCGCCGCCGCUGCUGCUUCCAAGCAGCUCUCCCACUCGACCACGUCGGCCCUGUCCAAGUCGUCGGCCGCCCUCACCCACACUGCUGCCCCGGCCUCUUCUCCCCCAGCCGCCCCAACAUCGCGCCGCAGACUCCCCCAGUCGUCGAUAGCCACCAACUUGGCCGAGAAGCGCGGCAUCCCCAGUGCGAAGCGAGCCAGCAGCGCCGCCUCGGUCAACACGUCCAACGCUACCGCGGCCCGCCACGAACAGGCGUCUACGCCCGUCCGCGACCUCCUGGCCCAGCACUCGCGCAAGGCAGACGCGGCGCCCGCCCAAGACUCGCCCAAGCACGUCAACGACGCCUCACCGCCGCGCCCCCCGCCCCCCGCCGACGACAACUUCCGCCGCUUCUACUCUGCCUUUGGCGGCCUGAUAUCCGCCAUCAGUGCGCCGCUUGCCUUUACCUCGCUGCCGCUCAACCCCUCAACAUCGCCCGCCGAGCCCGAACCCCCCAAGCAGGAUGAAAAGGCCGUCCGCACAAAGUCGCGAAACCACUCGCCCGAGGCGUCCAGGACCGUCCGCUCGUCUGUUCCCGAUCUUGCCGCCCUCAUCAGCAAGCCCGCUCUGCGCGCCCUGAGAGAGGACGGUGCGCCUCCACUCGGGCCCAACGAGAGCUUCUACCUGGUGCCCACGGCAGGGGGCACAGUCACGUACGCCAGUGUCCUGCGCGAUCCCAACGCGCCCAAUGUCGCGCCAAACACGCAGUUCAACACGCUCGACGAAGGCUCCGGCUCCCUGCGCGGCAGCUCCCACGAAGAAUUCGUCGACGCCCGCGAGAAUGUCGGGCCCCCCUCGCCCAAAACCACGCGCCGCCCCCUCUCGCGCGGAAGCACAGGCACAAGCGUCACAACGCAGCUGAACAUACCCGCCGGCCGCGGCUCGCGCCACAAGACCAUGGAGGAGCUCGCGCUCGAAAAUGACACGCUCAAAUCCGUCAUCGACAAGCAGGCCAAGCGCAUCCAAAUGUGGGAACUCAACUCGCAAAACUCGUUCAACGCACUCGCACAGUCGUUCCGUGCUCGCGGCCCGGGACGCGGAAACUCGGAUCCAAACGCCCUGGCUCUCGCGGCCGCACACCACCAACAUGGCGUCCCCUCGAUGCCCUCACCCCCCAUGCCCCAGCACCAAUCCCACCCCCCCUCGCCCGGCGGCCCCAGCCCCGGCUCUGCUGCCGGCCCAGACCCCGAAGCCGCCAAGCGCAUAGCCGACCUCGAGGCCCUGGUUGCCUCGCAGAAUGCCAAGAUAGAUGAUCUCAUGUUCAACAACGAGAAGCUGGCCAAGCAGCAUGAGCGAGACGCCCAGGUCCUCGGUAGAUAUCGCGAGCAGUGGGAGAAGCUCAAGGCCGGCGCCCGGAAAAAGGAGCAGGAGAGGCGCGACAAGAAAAUGGCUGAUGUCAAGGCGAGUGCCUCGUUGGUGCGCGACAGCCAUGUCUUGGAUAAGCUUGCUGCCCAGGGAGAGCCUGGUCCUGGGGACAGGAAAGAAGAAGAAGACAACAACGACGACGACGACGACAUGCAGGAGGAGCCUGGCUUUGGAAAGGCCUAGCUAAUCCCAUAUUAUACAUAGUCAGUAGUAAAGGUGACAAAGCAUCC